GAGGAGAUUGAUGCUGCUGAUGUUAUGCCAGAUGUGGUGCCAGAGGGCGGUGCAGAGGGCGGUGCGGAUGACGACCUCAUCCAGAGGGUGGCACCGUUUCCCGGGGGGCCUGAGGAUCUGUCGCUUCUUGCGCAUUAUCCUGACCACAAGGCUCCUUGGACGUGGCAGGCACUUCUUCGCACAGACCCGCGGUACGUGGACCGUCGGACAUUGAGGGUGGCCACUGUUGGGGGGAAGGUAUGGAACCUCCCCUGUGAUGGCGAUUCAGAGGCCCACACACAUGUGCGACAGCUGCUGCAGCAGACGGGUUUGUAUCACCUGCCUUGGUGCGGGUUACCGGAGACAGACCCAGCUGUCAUACUGGCCCUUGUUGAGAGAUGGCAUGAGGAGACGAGUAGCUUCCACAUGCCGUUCGGGGAGAUGACUAUCACCCUGGACGAUGUGUCUGCUCUUCUCCAUCUUCCCACAGGGUCGAGGUUCUACACUCCGGGCAGAGGGGAGCGAGACGAGGUUGCAGCGCUCUGCGCCUAGCUCCUGGGAGGAUCUGUUGCUGCUUAUCUGGCUGAGUUUGAGGCGGCGGGUGGCCAGAACAUUCGGUUCAUUACUCUGAAGACCAUGUACACGUCUGCUAUGGAUGGGGGACGCUAUGAGGAUGCUGCUAGGAUCUGGCUGGUGAACCAGCUUGGUGCCACCCUCUUUGCCAGCAAGAGUGGUGGUUACCACACUACUGUCUACUGGAUCGGGAUGCUUGAGGACCUCGGUCGUGUGUCGGAGUACGCGUGGGGUGCGAUUGCGCUGUCUUCGUUGUACGAACAGCUGAGUCGUGCAUCCCGCAGGAAGACAGCGCAGAUCGGUGGGUUCACCUCCCUCGUGCUGUCAUGGGCGUAUGAGUACAUAUCCAGCAGCGUCAUUAUCAGGACGGAGGUCCCCGGCUACACACAGGACCAGCCUAGGGCGCAGCGGUGGUCCACGUCUCGGAUCGCGCAUUCCGGACUCGAUGAGAGACGAGUCAUGCUCGAUGAGCUUAUAGUGGAUGAUAUCACAUGGACCCCUUUUGAGGACCAUCGAGAUGUUCGACCGCGGGAUCCCAGGGCCCUCUAUUCCGGCUACAUCCGGACACCUUACGGCCGGUCUGUGAGCCGACAUCUACCAGAGCGGGUUAUGCGCCAGUUUGGCUUCAUACAGGACAUCCCUCGACACCCCUCUGAGAUCCAGACGACGGGGUCCCUUGCUGAGACCACAGAUGCUGCCUAUGCUGAGUUUGAGCCGCACCUCCGCCCUCAGGGGAUACCUGCUACAUAUCCGGGAGAGGCGGUGGAGGGUUACAUGAGGUGGUAUAGCAGAGUGUCACAUGUGUUCAUCAUCCCUGAGGAUAGGAGGGAGGAGCUUAGUGCCGUGUCUGCCAUACGUAGGGGUGUGGAGUUGUUGGAGCAGUCCCUGGAGGUGCCAGGUGCUCUUGCUCCAGGGACACAGCCCCGGAUCCUCACGGAGAGGGCGCUCGAUCUCUUUCGACGGAGUUCCUUCGUUGGUACCCAGGGAGUUGCCUUUUCUGCUAUUCGAGGAGCCGCAGCUGCGGGAGGCAGAGCUCGUGGAGGCAGACCCCGUGGAGGCGGAGCUCGUGGAGGCAGAGCUCGUGGAGAGGGUGAUCCUGGAGAGGGUGUUCGUGGAGGUCGAGCUCGUGGACCCAGAGGUCGCAGGGGGCGGGGUCGGGGAGAGUGAUUUUAUUACACUUGUUAUGUGGGAUCCAUUAUUAUGUAUAUGUUAGGACUUUUUAUGUUAUGUUAUGACUCUUGCCUU
Molecule: messenger RNA, 1797 nt
Organism: Lotus japonicus
Lineage: Eukaryota; Viridiplantae; Streptophyta; Magnoliopsida; Fabales; Fabaceae
Product: protein MAINTENANCE OF MERISTEMS-like
Exons: 3
Coding region: 616-1719 (367 amino acids)
Source: RefSeq, a predicted model, not a curated record